AUGGUAAGUGAUACUCUCUGCGUAUCGACGGACGCCUGCUUACCUGCUUCAAGGAGAGCCCACACGAGCACCAACAAAGCCAGCUGCUGGCGCGCAUCAUCACCAACGUUGUCAGAGAAGCUCAAUGAAGCCAUCACGGUGUUGAAUAAAGGACUCCAGGAGGUCAACGUACAGAACAUGAACGUCGAGCUGGUCGCGCAGAUGUUCAAGAAUUACCAGUCGAACGUCCUCUUUCAUCUUGAAGCUACCGAGAACUUGAAGGACCCCUCAUAG
This is a messenger RNA of Trichophyton rubrum CBS 118892, 273 nucleotides long. RefSeq lists its product as uncharacterized. Gene Ontology annotation, cellular component: mitotic spindle; DASH complex. Gene Ontology annotation, biological process: attachment of spindle microtubules to kinetochore. The transcript has 4 exons. Bases 1 to 273 code for a protein of 90 amino acids. NCBI's taxonomy places the organism in Eukaryota, Fungi, Ascomycota, Eurotiomycetes, Onygenales, Arthrodermataceae. The record is from RefSeq and is a predicted model, not a curated record.